Molecule: messenger RNA, 1050 nt
Organism: Vittaforma corneae ATCC 50505
Lineage: Eukaryota; Fungi; Microsporidia; Nosematidae
Exons: 1
Coding region: 1-1050 (349 amino acids)
Biological process (GO): ribosomal subunit export from nucleus
Cellular component (GO): cytosol
Molecular function (GO): GTP binding; GTPase activity
Source: RefSeq, a predicted model, not a curated record
AUGAAGACGGCAAAGAAGAAGUCUAGUAACUUAGCAUCUCUUUUAAUUGCCGAUCGAUUCUCUGGAAAGACAUGUCCAAAGAAGCACAUCCAAAGAAACUCAGUUACUCAGUUUACUCCUCUGCUGAUGCUGAACGAAAAGCUUACUAUAGAAAAUAAACCCAUUUCAAACUCAAAAUACACACCAGAGAGCACUGAGGCACUACAGGUUAAAUAUGAGAAGUUGAUAGCGAGUAUGGACUGUUCUUUAAGCAUUCCUCCUCGCGUUCCACACGAAUUUGUGGAGGCUGGCGACUUUAAACAACUCGAAAAUUUUGUAUUCAAUUGCUGGAAAUAUUCUCACAACGACAAAGUUUUUGAAAGAAAUAUUGAAAUUUGGAGACAGUUUUGGAUCACAUGUGAAAGAUCUACAACAAUAGCACAAAUUUUGGAUGCCAGGGAUCCAUUGGCCUAUUUUAACGAGGAUAUUCUGAAAUUCUAUCCCGAGAAAAACCAUGUGUUGCUGAUAAACAAGCUGGACUUGGAUAAAAAUGCUGAAAAGAAGCUUUUGAUGCUAGGGGCAAAAAAUGUUCAAGUAUAUGCCUAUUCUACCAGAAACUCCACCUUCGAUUUUUGUCUUUCUGGCACAAUUGGGCUGAUUGGAUAUCCGAAUGUUGGGAAAAGCUCAACAAUUAACAUGAUUCUUCAUCAGAAAAAGGUUAAAGUUAGCUCAACGCCAGGAAAAACCAAGCUUAUUCAAACAAUCGAAACUCCAAAUUUCACUCUUUUGGAUUGUCCUGGGCUUGUGUUUCCUUGCCAUUCGAAAAUUGAGCUUGUUUUGAUGGGAAUAUUAAACAUUGAUCAGAUUACCGAUCUUCACAAGUAUGAGCAGUGUGUGGUUAAUCGUAUCGGAGUUGGAACGCUGAAAAGGUUUUAUAGAAUAGCUGAUUCGGAAUGCGACUUUCUAACAGCUAUGAGUCUCCAAAAAGGUUGGGUUAAAAGCAAGUGUUUAAAGAUGAUAGCCAAGGACUAUGCCAUGGGAGAGAUACCAGCGCCGUUUGCCGACAGUUGA